Molecule: messenger RNA, 1209 nt
Organism: Diaporthe batatas
Lineage: Eukaryota; Fungi; Ascomycota; Sordariomycetes; Diaporthales; Diaporthaceae
Exons: 4
Coding region: 1-1209 (402 amino acids)
Molecular function (GO): oxidoreductase activity, acting on NAD(P)H
Source: RefSeq, a predicted model, not a curated record
AUGGCACCAAUCGCGGUCCCUGAAUCACAAACUGUCCUCCUCCUGAGAGGACCAAGACAGCCGUAUGAGCUGGUGAAGAACUAUCCCACACCGGAGCUUCACACUGGCUCGGAAGUCUUGGUCAAGACUCGGGCUAUCGGACUCAACCCCAUAGAUUGGAAAGCACCUGAUUUCAAUUUUGCGAUCCCAGAGCUUCCUUAUAUUUCCGGGAGAGAGCUUGCCGGGGAUAUCUGUCGAGUGUCGGGCUCCUCACACCGUCUGAAUCUUGGUGACCGUGUGAUCGCCAUAUCCACCGACUAUCGUGAUCUGCGAAAGGCAGCUUACCAGGAAUUCGUCGUCUGUCUUGACUAUAACGUGGUCAGGCUACCCCAGGCUCUGUCCUAUGAGGAAGGGUCGACGCUGGGUGUCGCCUUUGUCGCUGCAUCUUUGGCCUUGGGAAUUUGCAUGGGAGUUGACUUCAGUGAUAUCGCCAAUGGCCCCGACCUUCUGAAACUCGCAAAGGCAACUGACCCAGAGUCCAUUCCCGAAGACGUGCGGGCAGAGACUCUGAGAGGUAUCUCGGAAGACGAACGUGCAAGAUCUGGUGAUUGGAUUGCUGUGUGGGGAGGCUCCGCAACAUCGGCCAAUCUUACCGUUCAACUUGCCAAACUCGCAGGUCUGAAGGUCGCAACUAUCGUGGACAGUGCAAGACAUGGCCUGCGGUUGUCAAAUCAUAAGUUCAUUCGCCCAGACCUUUUGAUUGACAGUCAUGACCCACAAAGAGCUAUCGAUAUACUCAAGGCGAAUGUAGGUGAGGACUUGAGAUUUGGAAUCGAUACUCGUGGAAAGGAUACAGCUGCGAAAUUGCUAGAAGCUCUGACAGAUAAGGGUGUCUCCGGCGGUACGAGGCCACCGUCGCCCCCUGCCACCCCACGCACGUCUCCGGCCCUUUCUGCCCAUCUCAUCGGGCUGACUGGGCUGCCUAGGCAGGAUUCUGUCGGGGGAGCCGUGAUGCACUCUGUGCCCAUCAAACUAUUCCACGAGGUACCUGCAGUCGGGAGUGCGUUGGUCACUUGGCUCGAGAGGUUACUCGCACAGGGUUUACUUUCACCUCCAGAGAUCAUAGACAUCGAAGAGGGUCUGGAGAAUGUGAACAGAGGUCUUGACCGGAUGCGAAAUGGCGAUAUACGUGGUGGGAAGUUGAUUGUAAGAUUGGAGGACGUAAAAUAG